ACAAAUGGCGCGCUACUGUAGUUGUCAUGUUGAUUGUUGAAAGUUUAGUGCAUCGUUUACCGUUGCACCAUGUUAUAAAAAGAGUUAAUUAAUUCGAAUGGUUGUUUAUUCGUGCUUUAUUAAGGGGCUGUGGAUUAGCGUUAAAAGUGGGUGUUUUAGCGUUCAUUCUUCACAUGUUGUCAGUGUGUUUUGGUAGAAAAUGCCUGUUAUUAAACUUAAAGGAAUCAAUGUGGACUUUCCCUUCACCCCGUACCCCUGCCAGGAGGACUACAUGAGCAAAGUCAUCGAGUGCCUGCAGAAAAAAGUCAAUGGUGUCCUUGAAAGUCCCACUGGCACAGGUAAAACGCUCUGUCUUCUGUGUUCGACUCUGGCAUGGAGAGACCACUUCAAAGACACCAUCUCUGCCCGCAAGAUAACAGAGAGAAUGGGUGGAGUGGAGCUGUUUGCAGACAGACCAAUGUCAUCAUGGGGAACAGCGGCUACAGAUGGAGACACUCCAACGUAUUAUACUGACAUUCCCAAGAUCAUAUAUGCCUCCAGGACCCAUUCACAGUUAACACAAGUUGUAAAUGAGCUGAAGAAUACAUCAUACAGGCCAAAGAUUUGUGUAUUGGGAUCUAGAGAGCAGCUUUGCAUAAACCAGGAAGUGAUGCGUCAUGAGAGUAAUCACAUUAAGGUCCACAUGUGCAGAGCAAAAGUGUCAUCCCGUUCCUGUAUCUUCUACAAUAAUGUCGAUGAGAAAAGCACUGACAAGGAGAUUGUGAAUUCUAUUCUGGAUGUGGAGGAUCGUAAAACAGGCAAAAAGCAAAGAGUUUGUCCAUAUUACCUGUCACGCUCGCUCAAACAACACGCUGAUGUCAUCUUCAUGCCCUACAACUACCUGCUUGACCCAAAGAGUCGAAGAGCACACAAUAUAGAGCUGAAAGGGGCUGUGGUUAUUUUUGAUGAAGCUCAUAAUGUCGAGAAGAUGUGUGAAGAGUCCACCUCAUUUGACCUCACACCUCACGACCUGAUUUCUGCCAUCGAGGCUGUGGAUCGACUUCUGAGAGAGCAGGCCUCAGACAUCAGCAAAGCAGAUUCUGCUGAAGACUUUAAUGUGGAAUCACUCAAUUCGGGCUUGAAACUGGACAUUACCACAAUUGCAAAAAUAAAACAAAUUUUGGUGGAUCUGGAAACUGCCAUUAAUGAUUUCGAGAUGCCAGCAAACAAUCAAGGAAUCACCAAACCUGGCAGCUUCAUAUUUGAGCUUUUUCAAAUGGCUAAUGUGAACUCUAAAACUAAAACAGAGACUGUUGAGGCCAUCGAGCAGAUCACAGGAUAUUUAGCUGGCAGACCUGGUGUCUUUUUGAACACUAGCGGACUUCAGAAAGUGGCAGAUAUAAUCCAGUUGGUGUUUGUGGCUGAACCUGCAGAGGGCAGCACGAAAUCACAGACUGGAAAUAGUUUGAAGGAGUUCAAGGUUCACAUUCAUCCAGACAACAGCAACUUCAAGAAGAAGCAGAUCACAGAUGUUUGGGCUUCCUCUUCAACGAAGAAACAAGGGAACGUGCUGAGCUACUGGUGUUUUUCUCCGGGCUUCAGCAUGCAGGAGUUGCUCCGUCAGGAAGUUCGCUGCAUCAUUCUGACCAGCGGAACCCUCUCGCCGCUCUCAUCCUUCACCUGUGAAAUGCAAAUCCCUUUCCCAGUAUCCCUGGAGAACCCUCAUGUCAUCCAGCGUGAUCAGAUCUUCGUCAGUAUCAUUGAAAAAGGUCCAGAUGGAGUUCAGCUGAGCACGGCUUUUGACAGGAGGUUUGUUCCUGAAAACAUGUCGUCCAUGGGAAACACUCUCGUAAAUCUGUCACGGGUGGUCCCUCAUGGGCUGCUAGUGUUCUUCCCCUCAUACCCAGUUAUGGAUAAAACUCUGGAGUUCUGGAGGGCAAAAGGACAUGCAGAUCGCAUUGAAAGUGUGAAACCCAUGUUUGUAGAGCCGAGGGGUAAAGGCACUUUUACAGAGGUGAUUGAUGGCUAUUAUGGCAAGGUGGAUGACCCAAACUCUAGUGGAGGCAGCUUUUUUGCUGUGUGUAGAGGAAAGGCAAGUGAAGGAUUGGAUUUUGCUGACACAUACGGUCGAGGGGUUGUUAUCACUGGACUUCCCUUUCCCCCCAGGAUGGACCCCAGAGUGGUGCUAAAAAUGCAGUAUCUGGACGAAAUGUGCAGGAAUAAAAUUAGCGGAGUAAAGUAUCUGACUGGCCAGGAAUGGUACAGACAGCAGGCCUCUCGAGCUGUGAAUCAAGCCAUUGGCAGAGUGAUCCGUCACAGAGAAGACUAUGGAGCCAUCUUUCUCUGUGAUCACAGGUUUAAAAGCACAGAUGCCCGUAAUCAGCUUCCUUCCUGGGUGAGGCCAUAUGUUAAGAUUUACGAUGGCUUUGGUACUAUGGUCCGUGAUGUGGCUCAAUUCUUUCGAACAGCGCAAAAAACUAGACCGGUUCCUGUUAAGAAAAGAAAGGGAGAUGGCCAUGAGAAUCAGGCAGACACCAGACUGCUCAACACAGGCUCCAGCUGUCCUACUAAGAGUGUCUGGCCCAGUGACAUCUAUCAAAAGGCCAAAACACUAGACGCUCACGUCCCCAGCCUAAAAAGGAGAAAAUUAGACUCAGAAGAACAUUCAGGACGAGAAGGUGCAGCCAGACUUUGCAUUCAAUAUGAGAUGGAGAUGACAAGCAAAAGGAAACCAGUCAGCCUGCUGGACGCCCUGGAUGACACAACCAACAAAGGAGAAAGGGAAGACAGCAUGGUUGGGGAGGAAAGGGCGAGUCGCUUGUCUACUCUUUCUCUCCAGCAUGACAAACGUCUGGAUGAUGAAUCGAGGGGCGGGAAACGGAAAAUUAAAGUGGUUCAAGAACGGGAAACAGUGACUUCCCAAACUGCAAAAACUGGCAAGGCUUUCAUGAUGGAGCUGAGAAGAUGCCUGAGUCAUGAGAACUUCAAGCUCAUCAUGGAGGCGCUUCAGUCAUACAAGACUGCAGAUGACUUGAAUAACCUUCUGGCUACUGUUGCUGAACCCCUCACACAAGACCACAACACUCACAGUCUGCUGAGAGGUCUUUAUCAGUUUAUCCGACCACACCAUAAGAAAGAAUAUGAUGAGCGUUGUUUGGAGUUAACAGGUGAAGGUUGUGGCUACAAACAGGAGCAUUCAUUGUCCAGGGAGGAGAAAGAGGCUCUCAGGCACAACUCCGUGAAAGCUGAGAUUCCACCUGUAAAUCCACCCAUUGAGCAGCUGAAUUCUAGUCGACAGCUGAACCAAGGUGGUUCGCACCUAGGAACCAUUCAACUUAAUGGAGGGGAAGUGAAUGUGAGAAGUGAAGAACAGAAGCCACAAACAUCCGUCAAAGAAGGCCCGUCGUGCUCUUCUCUGCUGUCAGACAUAAAACAGGCCAUCGGUGCAGAAAAAACCCGUCAGAUGUUUUCAGCCUUGCAGGCGUAUAAAACGUCAAACAAUUAUGAACAGAUGGUGUCGACUGUUGUGAGCUUAUUGACCGAGAGAGAUGAAGACAUCACCCUACUAGAACGUUUAUCUGUGCUCAUUCGACCACAGCACAGGAAGCAGUUUGGUGAGCUGCUAAAAUCCUUGACUGGAAAUGAUUCUGUGGUUGUCCAGGAUUCAGACGUUGGAUCAAGUCAGUUAAAUCAAGCAUCUCAGUUAUCUGGAGGAAAGACUCAACGCAAGAUAUCAUCCUUCUUUUCAUGAAUGCUGCUAGGUUUCGAGAUAUUGAAUCCAUAUCUUCAUUUUAUUUACAUAUACCAUGUAUACUGGGAUUUAUGCAGGAGAGUGUUAAAAAAACUUAUAUUGCACAUCUGACAUAUUACGAUGCAUUAAAUGUAAUUUCAAUUUUUCGGUUUAUACUUAAGAUAAUUUUUUAAAUAAAUAAAUGAAUUAGUUUUAUAUUUCA
This is a messenger RNA of Danio aesculapii, 3932 nucleotides long. RefSeq names its product regulator of telomere elongation helicase 1 (gene rtel1). Gene Ontology annotation, molecular function: DNA helicase activity; DNA polymerase binding; hydrolase activity, acting on acid anhydrides, in phosphorus-containing anhydrides. NCBI's taxonomy places the organism in Eukaryota, Metazoa, Chordata, Actinopteri, Cypriniformes, Danionidae. Gene Ontology annotation, biological process: regulation of double-strand break repair via homologous recombination; telomeric loop disassembly; negative regulation of t-circle formation. The record is from RefSeq and is a predicted model, not a curated record. Gene Ontology annotation, cellular component: nucleus.